Messenger RNA from Puccinia graminis f. sp. tritici CRL 75-36-700-3, 2571 nucleotides. RefSeq lists its product as uncharacterized. The record is from RefSeq and is a predicted model, not a curated record. Bases 1 to 2571 code for a protein of 856 amino acids. Lineage: Eukaryota; Fungi; Basidiomycota; Pucciniomycetes; Pucciniales; Pucciniaceae. The transcript has 8 exons.
AUGGAUUUGGACCCCGUAUCGGAUCAGCCUAUGCAAGCAGGUCUUCCUGAACACUUACCCCAAGAACAACCUAUGGCGUACACCAUUGCGGAUGGUGAGGAUGUGGGUUUUGGCUCGGAUCCUUCAGAGGUUGAGGAGGCCCCAUCGGAUUAUUCGGAGGAGUUUCACUCCUGGGAGGUAUUUGGAGAUGAGGAUGUUCCUGAGGCCACACAGGAAGAUGCUCAAUCAUCCAGAAGCACAAGGCAUGAUUGGGAGCCUUUUAGGAGUCAGGAGGAUUUCAUGGCAUGCCUCAUGACUGGGUAUUUGCGUAACAUGCUCUCACGAGUUACAUACCUCCUACUCAGGUUGAUAUUGGCCAUGAAAAAUUUAAUUCUGCCGCACUGGGACUCUGUCCGCCGGACCAAGCAAAGAAUCAGGACUAUGCUCAAUCUAACAACCAAGGAAUCACUCAGUGUGUGGAAUAAUAAGUUGUUCACACUGAGUCUGAAGGGCAUCCUUGCGAAUGAACUUCUGAACCCACUGGUUACCUCAAAUCUGGAGUUCUAUCCUCACGACCCUGCUGGCUCACAAAUAGACAGCCUGUAUCAGUGUUUCAAGUGGCGCGAGGAUCUAUCUCGGGACCUCAGGGUCCAGAUGAUAUACAUUGGGAACAAGCACUACUAUAUUUUUGAACCCGUACGGCUAACCUCGGGAGAGGUCAUUGUGCCCAUCUACUUUUACAAGUCCAAUGGAGGCAUAUAUGCCAAAUGCCUGACUCCCCAUUAUGAGCCCACUAAAGGAGGCAAAGGUCUGAAGUUGGUGAUUCCGUCAGACAUCAAGUUCUGUGAUCAGGCCCUGCAGACUAUAGAUAUCAAGGAAUUUGACGAGAUGUACUCUGAAUUGUAUCUGGAGGACAAUGUGAGUUUGGCUGAUGCGUGUGGAGGGAGAAUGUAUGAGGAUCUAAAUGGCGUAGAAUCAGAAAUUGUGCUCCCCAAUCCUUGGCGGGUUAAGGCAAAUGGUAAGAUCAUUAGGCACAUGCCCAUUACCCUGUAUUCGGAUGACACCUCGGGGAAUACAUCCAAACAGUGGAAUAAGCACAUCUCAUUCUACUUCACAUUGGCUGGCCUCCAUCCCCGCAUGACGAAUCAGGAGUAUCACUGUCAUUUCCUGGGCACUUCCAACGUCGCUGGGGUACUGGAAUUGGCGGAGCCCAUAGUGGAAGAGAUGAAUGAAUUGGCGACCAAUGGCCAUUUUGCAUAUGAUAGCCUCCUCAAGCAGGAUGUACUCAUCAUGAGUGUGAUAAUGGCAUUUCUGGCAGACUCUCCGAUGCAUGCUGAGAUUACAAGCACCCCACUUCCAGCAAAUGCAAAUAGCCCUUGUCGAGUGUGCCAACUAUCAGUUGCACGCAAGGUGGACAAAUCCCUGAAAUCAUAUGUCAUGGACUUAAUGGGAUUAUCUGAUGGGAUCCGCCAGGCACCCCCACCCCGCAACUGGGCAGACACCAAGUCUAGGUUGCAUUCGGCUUGGAAGGACUCUAAGACCAAUGCCAAGACCUCUUAUGAUGACAAAAUCAGGGAACAUGGACUGAAGGACAACAUCAAUGUAGAGUUUGUUGAGAAGUACCACCAGCGGAAUAAACCAGGGCAAAAAGAAUCCAUAGACCGCAUUGAUAAACUUACAUUUGAUCGCUUGUUCAGUCCAUUCUUGAAUUUAAAAGGAUUUGAUGGCACCAAGGAUACACCUGUGGAAAUUUUACAUGUCUUCCAACUUGGGAUAAUCAGGUAUCUCCUGAGAGACUUCAUGAAAGGCCUCACGGCAGGGGACAAAAAAUUGUUGGAGGCCCGUUGGAGGGCCUUCAAUUCAGAAUCACUGAAUGUUCCCCCUAUUCAAUCAUUAUUCAUGGUGAACCACUACAAGAGUUUCAUUGGGAAACACAUGAAAAUAGUCAUUCAGGCGGCACCAUUCGUAUUUUUCCCAUUCAUGACCACACAGCAGAGGGAGUUGUGGAGGUCCUUGUGUCUCUUGUGUACAUAUGUCUACCAGACCAAAAUUGAUGACAUGGACCUAUAUAUAGCAGAUCUCCAACAUCACAUUGAUAUGUUCAUGUAUCAUGUCCUGAGUAUGACUGCACAAUGGGUGAACAAGCCCAAAUUCCAUAUGCUAACACAUCUUGCAGACGCCGUCAGGAGAUUUGGCCCCCCAUGUUUGUUUGCAUCAGAAAAGUUUGAAUCUUUCAAUGGAAUACUGCGAAAUGCAUCCAUACACUCCAACCGACAAAGCCCUGGAAAGGACAUAGCCAUCACUUUCUCAAAUUACCAGGGCAUGAGACUCAUAUUGUCUGGGGCCUUCCUUUUUGACCAUCAAAGAAUGUAUCAUUUCCAACCAUCUUUAAAUGUAACCGAGGUAUUCCGGACCAACAAGGGGGUACAGAACAUGAUGGGCAUAGACCUCUCAUAUGAACCCAAAUAUCCUAUCUUGAUCAAAGGAGAGACAUCCCAAGCAAAAUUGGAUCAAACCCCUACACCACAUUAUUUGAUGAAUGCAUACCCAGCUGCAAGGUGGAAGCUCAUCAGGAAAAUCCAAACCAGCUGA